Messenger RNA from Capsicum annuum, 618 nucleotides. RefSeq lists its product as uncharacterized. Lineage: Eukaryota; Viridiplantae; Streptophyta; Magnoliopsida; Solanales; Solanaceae. The transcript has 4 exons. The record is from RefSeq and is a predicted model, not a curated record. The coding region runs from base 1 to 618 and encodes 205 amino acids.
AUGUCUUUCAUAGAUCAGAUGCUUGAUUGGUUGGUGGAAAGAGGUUGGUAUAGUUUCUUGGAUGGUUAUUCUGGUUACAAUCAGAUUUCUAUAGCCCUAGAGGAUCAGGAGAAAAUAACAUUCACCUGGCCAUAUGGUACUUUUGCAUUUAAGCGAAUGCCGUUUGGAUUGGGUAAUGCACCCGCUACCUUUCAAUGGUUGGAAAGCGAACAAGCAGUUAGAGAUGAAUUUGAGAUCAAUGAUGCAUUUCCAAAUGAGGAAAUCUUGGCUGCACUAAAGUGGCUUAAUCAAAAAUGGAAUGAGGCAGUGGAUAUGAGACUGGGGCAGCUGAAGGAGAUGGAUGAGUUCCGUCUUGAAGCUUAUGAAAGGGCUGACUUUUACAGAGAAACAAUGAAGAAGUACUAUGACCGUAGAAUUGAAAAGCGGGAUUUUUAUAAAGGUGAAUUGGUGCUCCUCUUCAACUCCCGACUCAAGUUUUUUCCAGGUAUGACAGUGCAGGAAAAUAGAAGAAAGAGUUUAGGAAGACCAACGGAUUACCCGAUGGACCAUCGCAAACUCGACGGGACAUCGUGGGAACCAUCGCAAAAAAUUCCAAAAACCAAGAUACUAGAAAAGUAG